Messenger RNA from Penicillium verhagenii, 3960 nucleotides. Its product is annotated as ubiquitin-specific protease UBP2. The annotation marks the transcript as partial. Gene Ontology annotation, biological process: protein deubiquitination; regulation of proteasomal protein catabolic process; proteasome-mediated ubiquitin-dependent protein catabolic process. The record is from RefSeq and is a predicted model, not a curated record. The transcript has 9 exons. Lineage: Eukaryota; Fungi; Ascomycota; Eurotiomycetes; Eurotiales; Aspergillaceae. Gene Ontology annotation, molecular function: cysteine-type deubiquitinase activity; proteasome binding.
UAUGCUAAUAUAUCUUCUUUCAUAGGCAAAACUGCCCCGCGUUUGGCCGAGGAUAUUCAGUUGUACGAUUCUACCUACCCACCGAGCAGCGGUCGCAACUUGCUUGCACAAGUCCCUCCGGUGUACCCAGAGGACUACAAUGGGCCUUUGGAGUACAUCUCGGGCGAUGCAUGUCCGCAUGACUAUGUGAAAAAACCCGAUCAAACCCACCUUGCUCAGGCAGACCAACCCCGCCGGCAAAUGUCUAAAGUGUCUGCAAUAUGCUCCAACUGCCGCCGUCAUUUACAGGUGGUUGUCACCUACAACAAUGGCAUGGUCACGUCUGGAAAUGGUCUAGCAGGUCAUGUCCAUCAUUUUGUGUACAAGUCAGGCCGACAAAGGGGUCGUUGGACAACUGAGGAGGUGAUGGAGACCGGACAAACUGCCGAGACGUUCCACUACCAGUGUCUACAUCAAUCUUGUUCGACAGUGGUUUCUCUUCGAAUCAUUUCGCCAAUAUUAGAUUGGAAAUUCACGCAAUUGUUAACUGACCCGGAUGUCAUUCGAGAACGAGCCAAGGCAGCAUUUGCUUCUCAGCCGGAACGCCUUGAAGGUGUAGCCGCACCCUUACCCAUCACUGUCCUCGAUAAUCUACGUCUCUACCUCACUAAUGCACUUCGCCAUGGCGACCGGAGCAAGCCUAUCACCCAGGGUAAUAAGCGGUUCAUGGUGUCAUUUGGUGUGAAGGGAGAGCCUUGCAGGGAAUUAUUAGAGUUCUUAGGGUUCUCUUCUACUGAGGUUUGUUAUCAACUCGUUCUACUCCUCCCCUACCAAAAAGAAGCAAAAGAUCUAACAAAAAAAUCUCAGAAUGAUGCUGCCUGGAAGCCUCCUCUGGUGGAUAAAAAGGCUUCUUUACCAUAUCAAGAUGCUUUUUGCAUUUUCCUGGACGAUGCCAUCCUUGAAUUGGUCUGCCUAAUCAAUCAAAGGCCAACCUCAGAACGGCGUGGAAUCCAGCUGACUGCCCUCCCUCCAUCCGCAAAGGAUGAUAUAUUUUAUGCCUUGGAGGCAUCCGAUUACCCGAGAUCCAAGCGUGCAAAUGACUUUGAAAUGGCACCUGCUCCCUUUUACGAAGAUCUUGGUACUGUGGAGGAUAUGUCUGCCUCGCUGAUUGUAGAUUCAUAUCACCAUCAAGUGCAGGUUGACCCACCGCGAGCUCCACAUUACUUGAACUGCCUAAAGUCCAUUGGCACCAUCAGAGGUGGUGAGGAUUGGGAGAUCAUCAGCCAGGCCGUCCAAUUGGCCUAUUCGGAAGGAAGGUACACUAAUGAGGACGUGACUGAUGCAUACAAGUACUUUGGGCUUCAGCGUAAUGAUCGCAAUAUCACGGAGGAUGCCAUAGUGAGCAAAUUCUAUGCGGUCCUUGGCUCAACCAAUCAGGAAACAGAGGCACGCCGCCAGAUGUGGAACAUUGGUCAAGAUCUUGGAAGUGAACGUAUCAAAGCAGCAUCAGAAGACCGUGUUGCUACCGCUGAGCAAGCUAGGGUUUUCCUUGGGGUUGAUGAAAACACACCGGAUGAUUUUAUCAUAACGAUGUACACGGCAAAGGUCAACGACAACCCCUCUUGCAAAGAAUUAGCAGACAAGGCCGUGCAACUUAUUGCAGAAUCACGCAACUCACACGGCUUGGAUCAUUUCAUCAAAACAGGAGAGACAGUUGCCGGAGAAAUGGAUAUUGCGGAUGCGUACCGCAUGCUUCAGAUCCCUGACCGGACUGCAGAUGACGGUUCCAUCAUGGCUGCUUACACAAUUUGUGUCGAUGAGAACCCUCGUCAGAUAGAACUUUAUGGUCGAGCGCUCCGCAUCAUCGCCAAGGAAAUCGACAGCGUUAUGCUCAAAAGCAUGGCAGGGAUCACCGCUGAGACUGAACAAGAUCUGACCGAAUGGCCUGUUGGACUACAGAAUAUCGGCAACACGUGCUACCUGAACAGCCUUCUCCAAUUCUACUUUUCCAUCAAGCCCUACAGAGAUUUGGUCCUGAAUAUCGAGAAGUAUCAAAUGGACACGGCUAACGAAGCAAGUAUGAGCGGAAAGAAAGUGGGAUCCCGCAUGGUGUCUGUAAAGGAAAUUGAGCGCUCUCUCCGAUUCCUUACCGAACUCAGGGUCCUCUUCCGUGAUAUGAUUUUCUCGCAAAAUUCUUCCGUCACCCCUAGCCAGGAACUUGCUCUGUUGACUCUUAUCAGCCCGGGAAACGAAGCGGCGAUUCGUCGACGGUCGACAAUUACCAAAUCUCAGACACACGGACUGGGUGACAUUAAUGGCGCCCCUGUGUCAGGCCCGCUUGGCCCUCCUCGGCCUCUUUUCGAGUACGUGCCGGGCCAUAACGCGACUCCUUCCAUAGCCUCGGAUACUGUCGAGUUGAGUGAUACAGGAAGUGAGGCAACUCUGGUAUCUGAGGAUAAUGGCACAGGUGCCACCAUCGAGAUGGGUGAAGUGGGCGAUGUAGCCCCCGAGGCAGCAUGGGUAACAGAGAAUAAUGGAGCUGGGGCUCAUGCGCCAUCCGUGGGUUCUGAGCCAAUUAGUGAGGGCUAUGUCAAUAUCUCCCCGACCCAGCCCGAACCUCCUGCCCGUCCGCCGCCUGUUCCUCCGCGUCCCGCUCCGGAAAUCGACACCGAGAAGCAACUGAUCGAAGAAUUGGAAAUUGGGGCACAGCAAGAUGUCACAGAGGUCAUCAACAAUGUGCUCUUCCAAAGCCAGUGCGCCAUCAAGCCCCGUGAGCUUGCUUCGGAUGGAGAGCAAGUUGACCAUGUCAAAGAUAUGUUCUAUGGUCAGACUCGGUCCUACAUUACAACUUCCGGCGGUACGCGGUUCAAAGAUGAACGUUGGUGUGAUAUCAAAGUUGACGUGGCUCUUGGACCUCGCGACAUCUAUGAUGCCAUUGACGGCGCUUUUGACGUUCAGAAUAUCAGCGUUGAGAACUCCGAGGCAGAGCAAUACGGAUCCAUUACGCGCAUUCCCCCUGUCCUCCAAAUUCAGGUGCAGCGUGUCCAAUUUGAUCCUGUGAAGAAGACUUCCUACAAAUCAACAAAUCACUUGCAGCUGUUCGAAACGAUCUACAUGGAUCGGUAUAUGGACACUUCGAGACCGGAUCUGCUGAAAGGAAGGCGCCAGUGUUGGGAGUGGAAGAAAAGCCUUGCCAGCAUCGAAACGCGCCAGGCGGAGCUGCUACGCAAACAGGAAAAAGAUGGCCUUAGUAUGGUAUCUCUUUUCCACGGCGCCAAUGGUGGGCUCGACGAUCUGUAUUCGAUCGAUGGAGACACAGCUGAGGAGGAUAGUAUUAUGCUGGAGGCUGAGAAGCCUUGUGCCGAGCCCAACUCAGGUCCCAACAAUCCGAAGAUCAAUGAACAGCUCGCCCAGGACCUCAAGCAGAUCUCGGAGGACGUGGUCACUGAGUACAAUUCCCUCGACCAGCAAAUCGAAGACACAAAACUGCUGAUUGCCCGCAAUUUUGCUCACUUCCAAGACAUCCCCUACCACCUGUACGCGGUCUUUGUACACCGCGGAUCCGUCUCUUUCGGCCAUUACUGGAUCUACAUCAAAGACUUCCAGAAGAACAUAUGGCGCAAAUACAACGAUGAGUACGUGACCGAAGUCCAGGAUUUGAAUGAAAUCUUCGGUAAUAAAAACGACGCCAAUCCCCCAACUCCUUACUUCCUUGUCUACAUUCACGGAUCCAAGAAGGACCUUCUAGUUAGCCCCGUCUGUCGCGAUGUUGCCAAGGAUAAUGUUGCCAAGGAUAAUGUUUUCGAUGAUAAUGUUGUCGAGGAUGCCAAAUCCGACAGCCCCGCCGAUGACCCCUCUAUCAUGGAGGGCAUUAUCAGCCCGAAUCCCAUCGAACACGCCCACCAGGACUUCCAGCAGUCUCCGUUCGUUCGUGCUAUGGAUCAACAGUUAGAAGAUACCGACAUGACUGAACAGGAAUAA